GCCAAAUAAGGAGGAAAUGAUGAAUCCAGCGCUGAAAGAAAAAGGGAAUGAUGCUUUCAGCAAAGGGGACUAUGCCCUGGCCAUCCAGAGGUACACUGAAGGUCUAAAGAAGCAGAAGGACAUGCAGGUGCUAUACACCAACAGAGCACAGGCUUACAUGAAGUUGCAGAAUUAUGAAAAGGCCAUCAGUGACUGUGAUUGGGCUUUAAGGUGUGAUGAAAAAUGCAUCAAAGCUCUCUUCCACAUGGGGAAAGCAUACUUGGCCCAGAAGCAGUACAGUAAGUCCAGGGAGUGCUACCUGAAAAUUUUAGAAAUCGAUCCCCAAAAAGAGAACCUGUGCAAAGAUUGCAUAAAUGAAGUAGACUUGGAGGAAAAAAGGCAAUACGAGGAGGAGAGAGCCUUACAGGAGUUAGAAUCUGGAAAGCAAGUUUCUGUAUCUGUGAUCGAGUUGCUGCAGAAACUCAGCAAGCCUGAUGAGAACGCCUUCUUCUAUGCGGGUGGGAUUAGGCUCUUGACAAAAGCGAUACAAGAUUGCACUGAACAAAUCUUGUUUAGAAUGAACAAUGGGUUCAGUAUCAUCAAUGACAACGAGGUCGUACGACGGGUCUUCUGCACCAAGACAACAUAUGCGGCUGAAAUGGAACUGACUCUUUCCCUUCUCCUCCUCUGGCAAGCAGUCUGCAAUGGGAAUGAAGAGAACCAGCGUCUGCUUCUAACUCACCCUGAUGUGAAUGUGCAACUUCCCACUCUAUUGCUUUCUGAGGUGCCCGAAAUCCAAGAAAACUGCAUGGCCCUGCUUUCUCUCUAUGCGGAGACUGAGAAUGGGAGGAGCCUGCUGAUCCGACACCUGAAUACAACCAAGUGGCUGCAGAUUUUGAUGUCCUUCAUCAAGGUUUUUGACAGCAGGGCAAGCUGUGCUUUGAAGCUGCUGACCAACUUAAUCAUGGAGGAGAAGUUCAAAAUCCAGUGUCGUAUCAAACUCUCCACAGAGGCUUUGCCGUUGUUUACACAGUUGCUGGGUUCUGUCAAGACGGUGAAUCAGCUCGCCCUUGCACAGUGUAUCGCCAUCAUGGGAGAUCUCUGCUCAGACAUGGUCAUCCGAAUGCAGAUGUCUGAAAGCCAGGAAUGCUGGCAGUGUUGUUUGUGUUUUUUGGAUGAAUGCUGGACUGAAAAGAAGGUCACCAUAUGCCCCGAGUGCCUAUAUGCAGUGCUUGGCCUAAUGAUGAACCUCUCUGUGGAACCCAGUUUGAUCAUUCAGGAACAUGCAGAAGAAAUCUCUGAGAAAUGCAUGUCGCUUUUCAGCAGUAAAGAUGGAAGAAUUGUGACUCGGGCAGUUGGGCUUUUAAGCCACGUCCUGCCAACAAGUCAAGUGGCACUGGAAGAGGCAGUGAAACAAGACGUGGUGAAGAAAAUGAUCAGAUUCCUGAAGGACAGUGGACCAACCACAACUAGCUAUGCAAUGAAGACCCUUGCCGCUUGUGCCAAAAGCAGCCGACGGGCGCAGGAACAGAUGGUGAAGUGGGACAAGAAAUGUAACACAUUGCUAAAACUCCUGCGCUCCCAGGAUGAGAUGGUAGCAGGAAAUGCCGCUUUCUGCCUCGGGAGAUGCCUUGAGGUGCCCGGAACAGCGACGAAUUUGCUAGACACCGACGUCGUGAGGAUUUUAUUGAAAGUCAGUGGCAGGGAUGCCCAGAAGACCUCUGUGCAAGAGAAUGCAGCCAUCGCUUUGGGGAAGCUCUGCACAGCUGACGCCAGGCAGGUAUCCGUAGGAAUGGGCUCACCCAGGAUUGUCCUCAAACACUUUGCCUGGAUUCAUCUGAACAGCUGA
Molecule: messenger RNA, 1828 nt
Organism: Elgaria multicarinata webbii
Lineage: Eukaryota; Metazoa; Chordata; Lepidosauria; Squamata; Anguidae
Gene: TTC12
Product: tetratricopeptide repeat domain 12
Exons: 17
Coding region: 17-1828 (603 amino acids)
Biological process (GO): axonemal dynein complex assembly; sperm axoneme assembly
Cellular component (GO): cytoplasm; centrosome
Molecular function (GO): protein binding
Source: RefSeq, a predicted model, not a curated record